Molecule: messenger RNA, 4501 nt
Organism: Dreissena polymorpha
Lineage: Eukaryota; Metazoa; Mollusca; Bivalvia; Myida; Dreissenidae
Exons: 12
Coding region: 401-2275 (624 amino acids)
Source: RefSeq, a predicted model, not a curated record
UAUAAUCUUCCUUGUUAAGAAGAACUCUUACGCUUCUCACGUAUUGGUUGAAGUGCGCGGUAAUUACUUGGUAUUAAAAACUGCCUUGUGCAAAAUGUACAAUGAGAAUAUUAAAUUAUUACAAUUUUAAUGUGACCAUAAACAAACGCAGCUUAAAGAUUUUAUAGACAGUGUUCGACUAUUCUUAGUUAGAUGUCAUUUGUGAAGGCAUUCUGAUUUUUUCGAAACGAAUAAGUAAACGAAGGGAUUCUUUUAUAAUUCAAAGAUGAUUUUGAAGGAGUCAAACCGACUUCCUUGACACAAAAUUAAGAGUCCUAGUUUCAUUUUAAGGAGUGUAGAACUACCGGACUCCCGUUAGUGUCAAACACUGUCGGAUAGUCACAACGCGAUUGGACAAAAGAUGUCUGCUCCACGCGAACAAAGGUCGGACACAACAUUAACGAGACAAGAAAUAUGUAACGUUGACAACGAUAUGAAUAAGCAAUCCAGCGGCGUUAAGGUAUUCUCAGAUUUAAGAUCUGCAGCGAAGGAAAUCUUUCUCCGGAUGCAGGAACCAAAUGAUAUGCGUUCGCUUGAGGAAAAAACAGCGAAAUUUCAGUUAUCCUUGAGACAAGCGGAAAAGAUGUUCGAAGAUCAGGAUUAUCAUGUCCGACGUCUGUUGUACAGGAUCUGUGUUCUGGAAGCAGCUCUUAAAGUUAGCCAGGAUAAAAUAAUUCAAAUGGAACCGGGCUUAUAUGAAGAGCGAAUGAGGGAAUGUGAAAUGUUAAAAUCUCGAAUAUCCACAGACCAUUCUAGGGAACUUCUGCCGAUAGCAAAAUCAUUAGAAGACAUGAGAAAGAUCUGUGUGAAAAACGAGGAAACUUUUGUGAAGGAAUUGGACCUCCUACAACAAUCAUUAGAAGAUAUGAGAAAUCAAUGUGUGAAAAACGAAGACACUUUUGUGAAGGAAAUUGACCUCCUACAACAAGAGAUAGCACGCAGAGAAAAAGAAAUUAAACAACUAAAUUUGUCAUUACAGUCCGUGGAGUCUUGCAGUAAAGAGGACAGAAACAAAUGGCAACGACAAAUUGAAACACAAGAAGAACACAUUAUCAUCCUGAAGAAGAAGAAAAAAAUACUGAAAAACAGAGUGAACACAUUGAAAGACAUUGUCGAGGUACUGAGACGUAAGUCUGCUGUGACCUUAGGAGUUAGAAGUGAACCCAGUCACCAACUUGAGCUGUUGAUUGAAAAAGACGCGCAAUUGGAACAAGAAUAUGAAGAGACUCAAAAAGAUCUUAAUAACCAUGACAAGCUGUUGAGCGGUCAUCAGGUGAAUAUGACGGACUCUCCAACAACCAGAGGACUCUCUACUUUGUCAACAGACAAGUUUGAAAACGACGAGGUUACGCUUCGUAAACACAAGUCUAACAGUCCCAUGAGCUUAUCAUCCCAACCAAUGCCAGUCACUCUGGAGCUGCUCGUGUCCGUCGAUCUACCACAGACUGGAGAUGAUAAGGAGAAGCCUCUCCUCAAUGGACUGGACUUCCUGCCGGACGGGAGACUGGUAGCCGUGGAUAACAGGAACAAGAAAUGUAUCAUACUGAAUGAGCGACUACAGAGACUUGGUACACCGUACAAGUUCAAGACUUACCCAUGUAGCGUAGUAUGUGUGCCUCAUGAUACACUGUGUGUAACGUCUGGUGUAUAUAAAGAAGUAUAUCUCCUCUCCGUGAGUACAGACAAUACCAUCACACUGACCAAGGAGAUCACAACAUCAUCCAUGUUCGACUCUAUAUGCUGCAUGUCUCCAUCUCACAUGGUCGUGAGUACGUACGAUGAUCCUCGUCCACUUAGAAUGAUAUCAGUGGACGGGGUAGAGUCAGACUUUCAUCACUCUCUGACGUUUCCUAUGAAGACGUACCAAUUAGGUGAGAGCAGUUGCACGUUUGUACAGUCUAAGAACACGUUAGUACUGACUGACAGGUACGCCCACACUUUGUUCAUGAACGACACCGUAAAGGGUUCGUCUAGAGCAGUCACUGAUGAGAACAUACGGGAACCUCGUGGUGCCUGUGUAGGGCCUGGUGACACGGUGCUGGUGUGCAGUAUGAGGAAACACUCCAUCGUGCGUCUGACCAUUGACGGUAAAAUACUGGGUACCUACCCAGUGGAUAUGGAGUUUCCGAAAAACCUAUGUUUGUCUAAGGAUGGCACAAGGCUGGCAGUGUCAAACUGCCCUGUCGGCCGCAUCAGGAAACUUCAUUUGUAUAAGAUAUCAAUGGCAAUAAGUUAGCUGACUAGUAAGAUGUAAAUGUUAUCCGUGUCAUCAGGCUUUCUACACAAUUAUUAAAUAUUGACUUUCGUGUAUUGGUUUUGUUAAAUCAAUUCGGAAUACUAUUCCGAUUAAUUAAAAUUGAGUAGUGUUGUUACAAGGUUUUAUCGUUGAAUAAUUUUAAAAGAUUGCGAACUACCUACGUAUCUUGCAUUUGUUAUAAUGUAAAAUGUGUGUUUAUACUUAACUUCAAGAAAUGUUAUAUUGAAUAUUUGAAUGUAUUUAUAUAUUUCGUGUAUGGUAUACUAUUUAAAUUUGAAUUGCAUGCAACUUGCCCGCUGUGUAAGGUAGUUAGGCGCGUUAAAUAUUUAUACAUGUAUGUCAAUUUUUGACACAUCUAUUUAAAUGAACAAACGAUGACAAUGUUUUGUUAAUGCCAUGGAAGAAAUUAUUCGUUCAUUUAAAAUAAUGCUUGUUUUUGUUCAGGUUAAAUUAGCCACAAGUUCUAUAAUCAUCACCAGAAGUCGAAUAGAACUAUAAUUCCCAGCAUUUCACUUCUGCCUUUUAGAAGGCUUGUAUCGUCCUACCCCAUCUUAAUUAAAAGGGGAUGGUAUAUAAAACCGUUAAUUUCAGUUGUUAUUGUUUGUUUUCAAAUAGAUAAGCAAAACAAUAUCAAAUUAAUUCUGGCAUAGUGUCUUAGUCUUAGAUUUGUUAUAAUGCUAUUUUUAAAUAAACCAAUACUUGCACUUUUUAACGAUUUCAUGUAUUCAGAAUUGCUGGGGCCGAGAAAACACACGCUUUAAUGUAAAACCUUAUGAUACAUAACACUCUGAUCAGACAUCCCCAUAUCAAAGUGCAGAGAAUUAUAAAACAGAGAAAUCGUGUAAGGUAGUAAACCCAUCAUAUUCCAUUUUUAGAAUAUUUGUUGAGAAAUCAUAGAAUUGAAUUCUUGAAUCAAUAAUACAUUUAAAUAAAGUUUGACUGCUGCGGGGUUCCGACCCGGGACCAUUUGUGUUAACAUCGAACGCUCUACCACAAAGGCCCGCCCUUUAUAUCGUGUUUAAGAACCCCUAUCUUGUUUUAAUUCUGCCGAAUUCUGAUAGCUAUAUGCAAAUACGUAAGAUUUUUUCAUAGGUUUUCAACAAUUUGAGUUGCAUGUAGUUCAUUUAAAUUUUAAAAUUACUUGUUACGUUGCUGCUAAAGCAUAUUCAUCUUGUAUAUAUUAAGGAAAGUAUUCCGAUUGCAAACAGAAAAGAUACGAGUGUUAACGACUUUUGCAAUAACCCGCACAUUAACGAUUUUAUUACAGGUCGAAUACAUGAAAUCGGGAAAAUCACAUGUACGCAUUUACCUUGUAUGUCUAUUAAGAUAUUGAUUACUGCGUUUUCAUACGACAUUAAUGAUUUCACCUUUAACAACUUUGUCAAUGUAUCGCAUAAAAUCAUAUUUCCGUUGCAAUGAUGCGUAAAUAUAUUAAUAACCAUAACGAAACACUUUACUUACAUGGUUUUGUCAUUCGUCCUGUCUAUUCUGGAAAUGUUACAUUGUUCAUUUUUUUCCGGACAUAUUCGUGAAUAAACGUUAUGAUAACAACUUAAGUUCAUGUUUUUGUUAUAUCACAUGAGCAAAGAUUUUUUAACCAGUUUAUUCACUGCAAUACGUUAAUAACUAGAAUGUUUGACUCAUAUUAGUUGAAGUGCCGAUAAGAUUUCUUAUGGUGUAUUGAAAAAUACUGUUUCUGAGAACUAACCUUUUUUUACUGGUAGAAGUUAACUAGCGACAGUAAUAUAUGAAGGACUGAAAUGUAGCUCAAUCGAUCAUAGUGUUCAGCUUUCAGUAUCAUUUGUGUUGUUUUUAAGUGAACGCACAUGUUAAUUAUGACAUCGAAUGGAUCAUCUCAAUACAGCAUCAUUAAUUGGUGUUUAGUUCAAGGCUUAAACAGAAAACCUUUUAACAAUAGGUGUUAUUUUAGAAUUUGUGAAAUUUGAUAAUAAACAUUCAUGUAUAUCAUGUUCAAAUGACCAAAUGUAACUGAUUUACAAUUUGAAUUGAGUUGCUUUAUUUUCUGUUUGAUUUAUUUUUCCUUUCAGAUGAUGUACAUUUGUGUGAUUCUAGGUUUUAAUAAAUAAUUUUAAAACAUUAAUGCAGCAUACUGCUAAAUUAUUGUUAACAUUAUUAUUUUAUGUUGGUUAUCUGGUUUAUCGAGUGGAAAAAAUGUAAUAUAUAAAAUAAAGCUUAUAAAGUAUU